Molecule: messenger RNA, 2735 nt
Organism: Solanum dulcamara
Lineage: Eukaryota; Viridiplantae; Streptophyta; Magnoliopsida; Solanales; Solanaceae
Product: G-type lectin S-receptor-like serine/threonine-protein kinase SD2-5
Exons: 1
Coding region: 50-2536 (828 amino acids)
Biological process (GO): protein phosphorylation
Molecular function (GO): protein serine/threonine kinase activity; ATP binding
Source: RefSeq, a predicted model, not a curated record
ACCGAUACAAAUAAUUUUUCUGUUAGCUUUUGGCUUUGUUCAGAAAACAAUGAUUCCUGGACAGAGAGAAUAUUUUCUUAUCUUUUUCUUCAUUUAUCUCCUCUUCACUUCUCAGUUCGCUAUAUCCCAACCUUCAGGGAAUAGAGAUGUCAUUGCCGGCGUUUCCACUUUGUGGAUCAACAGGCCAUCCAUUGGGAGUAGAUUAAAUAGAGGCAUCCUUAAUUAUACACCCAUCCUUCUGGAAGGAAAUGCCAGCCUACAAUUCCUCUAUGGCUUCUCUUGCAAUUUCGAUCACGCAAAAUGCUUUCUUGGUAUCUCCUUAGUAUUCUACAACACCACCGGUGAGACCAUUUAUAUAGAGGGUGGAGAGUUAGUUUGGUCUGCUAAUCGAGACCGUCCAGUGCAAGUCAAUGCAACCUUGGAACUAGGCCGAGAUGGCAACUUGGUCUUGGCAGAUUUUGAUGGCACUCCUGUUUGGUCCACUAAUACUACUGGCAAAUAUGUUUCAGCCUUAAAGUUGACGGAUAUGGGGAAUCUGGUGCUCUUUGAUACAACCAAUCGCACAAUUUGGCAGUCUUUUGAUCAUCCUACAAAUUGUUUGCUCCCGGGACAGAAUUUGGUUUCCGGAGAGAAGCUAACAGCAAGCGUUUCUGCAGACAAUUCGAGUCAAGGUUUAUUAUCUCUUACUAUUCUCAAUGGACACCUCGCCACUUACAUAAAUUCUGAUCCACCUCAGUAUUACUAUGCUUCAGAUAAUCCCGAUAGUCGUUAUUACAGUUUUGAUGGUCAAACCCUUACUGCUUUACAAUACCCUCCUACAUCGAUAGCUCAAUACAUAAAGCUUGGGCACGAUGGACAUUUACGCGUAUACCAAUUGGGCGACCUUGAAACCAAUAUGUUGGGCCGCCUUAAUUGGAAAGAGGUAGAUGACAUUUUGACAACCUCUGACUGUGGGUACCCAAUGGUGUGUGGAAGAUACAGCAUUUGUACAAAUGGAGUACAAUGUAGCUGUCCAGUUGAAGGUAACUUCUUCAGGCCAUUUUCUGAGAGGAAUCCAGAUCUCGGAUGCACAGAGAUGACGCCCAUUUCUUGUGACUCUUCGCAGUAUCAUAGUCUUGUAGAGCUAAAAAAUACCAAAUAUUUUGCAUUUCUGUUCAAUCACAAACUAACCUCUGGCGUAUUUUGGCUUGAGGGGAAAAAGAUUGAAGAUUGCAAAAGGGCAUGUCUGAGUAACUGUUCUUGCAAAGCUGCUGUUUUUGAACAGGAUUACAAUGUGAAUCAAAGAGGGAACUGUCUGUUACUGAAUGAAGUUUUCUCCCUCAUGGACAGUGGAGUAGGAAGCGACAAGACAAUAUUUCUUAAGGUGCAGAAUUCCUCAAAUGCACCGGUCAUUUCCCCUAGACAGAAAACAAAGCCUUUCAGAGUUAUAAUAGGAUGUACUUUGAUUGGGAUAAUUUUGAUUCUUUCAGUUUGCUCUGCUCUUUCCAAAAAGAGGUCGCAGAAAAGCAAGACUGGUGAUUUUCUGGAUCUAGAACCAAUCUUACCAGGAAUCCUAACUCGAUUCUCUUACAAUGAGCUGAAAAUAAUUACAGAAGAUUUCAGUAGAAAGCUCGGGGAAGGAGGAUUUGGCUCUGUUUAUGAAGGAACACUGAGAAAUGGCACCAAAAUAGCUGUGAAGCAUCUGGAUGGUGUAGGUCAAGUAAAGGAAUCAUUCUUAACAGAAGUAAAGACAGUUGGUGGCAUUCACCAUAUCAAUCUGGUAAAACUCAUUGGAUUUUGUGCCGAAAAAAACCACAGGCUUCUAAUCUAUGAGUACAUGGUAAAUGGAUCACUGGAUAGGUGGAUUACGCAUGAAAAUCAAGAGAAUGGGCUUACAUGGAACACAAGGCAGAGGAUAAUAUCAGAUAUUGCAAAAGGAUUAGCUUAUCUACAUGAGGAUUGCAGCCAUAAGAUAAUUCAUUUGGACAUCAAACCCCAAAACAUCCUUUUGGAUCAAUAUUUCAAUGCUAAGAUAUCUGAUUUUGGGUUGUCGAAACUAAUUGAGAAAGACAUAAGCAAAGUUGUGACUCGAAUGAGAGGAACACCUGGGUAUUUAGCCCCUGAAUGGUUGAGCUCGGUAAUCACUGAGAAAGUUGAUGUGUAUGCAUUUGGAAUUGUACUCUUGGAAAUUCUUUGUGGGCGAAAGAAUUUGGAUUGGUCCCAAGCUGAUGAAGAAGAUGCCCAUUUGUUGAGUGUCUUUACGAGAAAAGCGGAACAAGAGGAGCUCAUGGAUAUUGUUGACAAAAACAACAAGGAUAUGCAGCUCCACAGAGAAGCAGUGGUAGAAAUGAUGAGCCUUGCUGCAUGGUGUUUACAGGGAGAUUUCUCCAAGAGACCUUCCAUGUCAUUGGUGGUUAAGGUACUAGAAGGUUUGGUGACUGCUGAAACCAACUUAGAUUAUAAUUUCAGAAAUGUACCUAAGGUUGGGGCAGGUAACCAACAGAGGGACGCCACUAUCAGCUCAAAAUUGCCAUCAGUUUUAUCGGGACCGAGGUAAACAAUAUUUCUAAUUCUAGCAUAACUUAUGGUGUAUGAGAUUACAAUUCAUGAAUGUAAUAUUCAGUCCUUUGCAUUAGAUUUUUUGAGCUUCAUGUACUAUCAUGUAGAAGCUCCUCAAUUCAUAUGCGACAGCAGAUAUAAUAUUGUGUAAUUUAAGUGCUGAUACUUUCAUUAGUAACUUCAGCUGGUUGUGUCCA